Messenger RNA from Penicillium brevicompactum, 3162 nucleotides. Its product is annotated as DUF3659 domain-containing protein. Bases 1 to 3162 code for a protein of 1053 amino acids. The record is from RefSeq and is a predicted model, not a curated record. NCBI's taxonomy places the organism in Eukaryota, Fungi, Ascomycota, Eurotiomycetes, Eurotiales, Aspergillaceae. The transcript has 5 exons.
AUGUCCUCUUCGGCCGUGAAGGCCCCUCCCAAGCUGGACUCCAAGGCUGGUACACCUACCAAGGCCCGCAAAAGCUCCGACUCCAGCGUAGCCUCCAAGCCCAGCACUACUGCCCAGUCAAGCGCCAAGACUCUCAAGAAACCAACACCCCGCAAGCUCUCCCAUAAAGCCCCUAAACCCAUUGAGAAUGAUGUAGAAGAGCAAUCGAUCCCCGAAACGCCCUCUCCCAAGCAGAAAAAGAGAUCCGAGCAGCGUCGCCCUGUUUCUUCUGCCGAUGAUGCCUCCGUCCCCCCUCCACUUCUGGCUCUGCAGAGCCCCUCGGCCGCGCCGCCUCCGCACACAACCUCGGACACAGCAAAUCAAGGUUCAGAGACCGUUCAAAAUGGCACGAAGGAUGCCACUCAUAAUCUUCCCAUGCCCUUGGACCUUUCUGCGCUGAAGGGCCUCGAGGUAGCCGAGGGUGGAGAGAUCCUUGGACAGGAUGGAAACCCCAUUGGAAAGGUUGUCGAGGGAGCUCCUGAGGAUCUUAUUGGGCAGACUGUUGGCGAUGACGGAGAGAUUAUCGACCAAGAAGGUGAUCUGAUUGGCCGUGUUGAUAUCCUAUACGAUGUCGCGGAUCAGGCUAAGGAUGCUGUUCCCGAAGAGGCGCAGUCCAAGCUUAGAGAUAUCGAUUUGGAGAAUGUUGUCACAGAUCUUGCUCAGCUUGAUGGGCUGCCUGUGUCUGAUGGUGGUGUUAUCAAGAACGCUGCUGGUCAGAUCGUUGGCCGCAUUGUUGAGGGUGAUCCAGAAGAUCUCAUUGGAUACACGCUCAACGACGACGGUGAAGUUGUCGACGAGGAUGGCGAUGCCAUUGGCCGUGUUGACCUCAUCCCCGUCGAGGAGCAGAAGAAGGCCACCAAGGAGGCUACUGGCGAUGUCACCGACAAAGUUUAUGACGCCAAGGACGAUCUUGGGGAUCAGUACGAAGAUGCCCAGGAUGGUCUGCCUACUGAUCAAGCCAAGAGCGCCACCCCCGUUGUUGACGAAGAAGUCGACGCGGCCAAGUCUACUGCCGAUGAUGCCGUUUCCGAGGCCGAAGACGCUGGUUCUGACGUCGGAGACGUUAAUGCCGUUGAUGUCCCAGUCGCCGACGAUGCCAAGAAGGCCGUUGAUGGCACUGUGGACGACGCCAAGAACACCGCCGAAGAGACAGCCCAAGACGCAGCUGAGAAUUGGCAGCAGCGCCUGCCCGAUCUCUCAACUCUCGAAGGUCUUAGAUGCAACAAGCGCGGCUACAUCAUCAACCAAGAGACCGGCCAGCCAGUCGGCGAACUCACCGAAGGCGACCCCAAGAAGAUAGCCAAGCUCGGUGCCACCCUCGACGACAAGGGACAAUUUUGGGACAACCGCGGCAACUUAAUCGGAAAGGCCAAGACACUCCCCAUUGAAGACGACGAAGAUGACAAAGGACCUUUCUCCGGCCUUGAGGGCCUUGUCGUCGGCAAAGACGGCUUCAUUGAAGAUGAGAACUUUAACUGCGUCGGACGCCUGGUCGAAAGCGACGCGAAGAAACUUAGUGGCCGCGGCGUCGAUGAGGAUGGUGAUAUCCUUGAUCGCAAGGGUAACGUCAUUGGCCGAGCUGAGCUUCUCGAGCCCGAAGAAGAGCUUGAGGAGGCUGGAUCUGAUGUCUUUGCUGUUAAUGGUCUUUCUUGUAAUAAGGCUGGAUUUGUUAUUGGACUUGAUGGAUACCCCAUUGCCUGUGUGGUUGAGGAUAAUCCCAAGAAACUUGCUAGCAAGAAGAUUGAGGAUGGUGACAUCUACAACGGCAAGAAGGUCGUUAGUCGCAUUGAGCUCAUUCCUGAUGAUGAGCUUGAUAGUCGACCUGAAGGUGUCUUCGCUGGCAUAGAAAGUCUCUAUGUUACCAAGGAUAGAUUUAUUGAAAAUAAUGAAGGGUUUAUUGUUGGUGAGCUUAUUGAGGGAGAUGCAAAGAAGCUUUGUGGACGUGCCGUUGAUGAGGAUGGCGAGAUCACUGAUAAGUAUGGUAACGUUAAGGGUCGUGUUGAGUCUUAUGAAGUACCCGAGGAAGAAAAGGAGGUCCCAGAGAUGGAUCUUUCUAUCCUUGAAGGCAAGAUUGUUAAUAAAACUGGUAAUGUCGUUAAUAUAGCUACUGAUGCUGUCGUCGGUCGUAUUGUUGAAGGCGACAAGCGCCUUGUUGGUCGCAAGGUUGACGGACCUUUUUAUGGCUUCGGUAAUGUAACCAUUGGAAAGGAUGGCGUCGUUCAGGAUAGUGAGAAGAUUAUUGAUUGUCUGAUCGAAGGCGACGCUAAGAGUCUUUUCGGUCGCAAGGUUGACGAGGACGGCGAUGUUGUCGACAAGAACGAAAACACUAUCGGCAAGGCUGAGCGCUGGGAGCCCAAAGAGAAGAAGCGCUAUAUUAGCUCUAUGUCUGGUUGUAAAGUUAAUAAGGAGGGUGAAGUUCGCGAUGUGGACAGUAAUCUUAUUGGCAAGCUGACUGAUGGCAAUCUGGCGACUCUUGUUGGCAAGGUUAUCGACGACAACGGUUAUAUUGUCGACAAUGAAGGCAACAAGAUUGGCGAGUGUAUCUUGUUUGAAAAUAUCUCUGAACCUGAGCCGGAGCUAGAAGUCGAAGAAGAAGGGCCUACCUUGAAGAUUUGCAAGCAAAUCAUAGAUGAUGAGCUUGACGAAGAAAAGCUCGUGCAAAAAGUCAAGCCACUCCUUGAGGAAGGCGGCCGCAUCCUGCAAGAGUGCAAUGGGUCAAUACGUGCCCUCGAUCCUGAUGGACGUAUCGCUGCGACCGUCAAGGCACGCGCUGCUUCUCGUGAUGCCACACCCGAGGAAUACCAGCUUGCGGACAAGCUCAAGGAGCUUACUGAGACGGUAGUCAAGACUAUUGAUAACGGCAAGAAGCGCAUUGCUGUUAUGCCUCACGCUAAGAAGAAGUUGAACCCCCUUUGGGCAUUGCUCUCUGAGCCUUUGUUCCAGAUCAUCGCUGCUGUAGGACUACUGUUGACUGGUGUGCUUGGACUUGUUGGCCGUCUUCUUGGCGGCCUUGGUCUCGGUGGAUUGUUGAAUGGUCUGCUUGGUAGCCUUGCAUUGGACAAAUUGAUCAAUGGACUUGGUCUGGGCAGUUUGACUGAUGCCCUUGGACUUGGAAAGAAAUAA